GUAUUCGUGAUAGGUAUUUUGUUUUGUUUUUUAUUUAUGUUUUGGUUUUGGUUCGCGAAAAUUCAAAUUCCUUAUUCAGAGUAUAAAACAAUGUAACUUCGUCAUACGUUGGAUUGCCGAAUCCUAAAAUGACCGCUUCGCCAGUGGCUGAGGCACAAGACGUGUGCGCAUCAGAUCCCAACUUUGCGGUUAUAUUUGCUUUCUGCGAACGAUUCGGAGACAGUUGUGGUAUUACUAUUCCUACGUUCCAAGAGCUACAAGAAAUGUUAGAAAAGACUACAGAAGUGCCAGAUGUAUUAGUCGAUUUGCAUAUAAAGUUAUUGCGCAGAGUCAAAAAAAGUGUACAUGCAGAUAAAUGGGAAAGAGCAGUUUUAAAAUUUUGUCAAGAAUAUUCUAUACCAGAAUUUUGGGAAUUAGAAAAUUAUGGAUACAAAGGAAUUUCUGUGAAACUGAAAUUAAGAAUUUUAAAAACUCUUUUUGAAGCACAAUUUGACAAUAAUGUUAAAUUUAAGUCAGAAAUAAAUAAAUUAGAAAGUUCUACACUCCAUUCUCAACCACUUGGUUGGGAUAGAUCAGGUGUAGCAUAUUGGGUGCAAUUUGACCGAGCAUGCAAUCUUCGAGUUUACAAAGAAGAUAUUGAUGAAGAUACUUGGGAAAUCGUAGCAAAAGAUCGAAGCACUUUAGUUAAUCUUAUAAAUGAAUUAUCUGGAGCAAAAGACAACACUCUCGAUGAUGUUGAAGAUAGUAAUAGUAUUGAAACUGGUUCAGAAGGUGAUGAUGAAUUACCCUCCUCAAAUCUGAAUCCUGAAAAACAAUCUCCUAUUAUUGAAGAUAACAAAAAAGAAUGUAUUACUACAGAAUCAACUAAUGUUAAAUUAGAUAAAAAUGAAUUUGAUUCACAAGAAAAUUCUCUUAAUAAACUUAUUGGUUUCAAAAGAAAAUUGAAUGAAGAUGACGAUUCAUUUGAUAAAAUGAAUACUCCUAUUGUCGGAGAAGAAAUUGAAGAAUCUGUAAUGAUAGUGAAGGGUGAAGGUUCUGGACAGGAAUGUGAUACUGGUAAUCCUGAUGAAACAAAUACUCAAAAUGAUACAUCAAAAAAUGAAGAUGUAAAAAAACCAAAGUUAUGGAGUAUAGAAGCUAUUUGUAGUUCGUCUAAAGAAGUCAAAGAAGAAAUUGUUUCUGUUCCUAAAACUGGUUUUUUUUUUGGUGAUGAUUCUGUACCAUGUUUUAAUAAUGUUUCUAAUGGAGAAGAUUCUUGUAUCGAUGACAGUAAUCUUAAAGUUGUCCAAUCAAACCAAAAUAUUGAAGAAUGGAAAAAAAAUAAAAUAACAGUUGAAGAAUUAAAUAAAAAUACAAAACCUGAUGAAGAAUUAUGUAUAAAUAAAAAAACUAAUGAAGAAACAAAUAAAAAUGAAAAAUUGGAUGAAGUUGAUACUACUACACCGCAAAGCAUCAAAUCUUUAAAUUUAGAUGAAUUUUCAAGUAAAAAUACUUCAAAACAAUCAGUUUUUAAUAUUAAAGUCCAUGAAGAAGAAGUUCAGAUCACAGAACGGAAAGCUAAUGAAGUUUUUACAAAAUCCGAAACUAGUAUAAAACAUACAACAACAAAUGUUUAUGGUUCAACAUUAUUCGACAGUUAUAAUAAACCUCAGAUAAAUAGUAUGACAGAAAUUAUUGCACAUAAUGAAGAUAAUCAACCAAAAAUCAGUAGCAAAACAAAAAAAUAUGACAUAGAUCACAAGACUGAAUGCAAAAAAAUUGAAGUUGAUCAUACUAAUGACCAACCUACAGAUCUUACUAAUUCUUGUAUUUCCACAGAUACAAAAGUAGAACAAAAAAAUUUGAAUGUGAAAUUAGAAGAAAAUACCAAAUGCAAUAUUGAUCAACAAUUAGAAAAAAACAAUAAAGAAGAAAUAGAUCAACAAUCAACAACUAAAAUAGUUGGAGAACCUAUUAAAACCAAUGAACAUUCAUUUGAUAAUAAAAUACAAUUAAAUGAACAAUUGAUGACGAGUAAAAGCGGUCAAAGUGAUGAAGAAAAAACACUAGAUAAUAGAUAUGAAAAAUCAAACGAAUCAUUUGCAAACACAGUUGGCCAACAUGAUGACAAUAAUGAACAACCAAGUACUUAUGUAGUUGAGAAAAAUGUAUGCACAUUAGAUACAUCAUUAUCAAAUUUAACUGAUCAAAGUAUUAUAUCAGAUAAUCAAAUAUUAGAAAAUAAAUCCAUCAUUGAUGAUAAACCAGUAGAUGAUUUAGUUGAAAAAAAUGAACCAGAUAAACAAGUAUCUGAACAUAUUCAAACUAUUAAUGAUCUAGAAACUAGUACUACUUAUUCUAAUAAUGACCUUAAUCCACCUACUAAAGAUGAUAACUCAAUAAUAAGUGCAAUUGCUAGUAGUAGUAAAACACAUGAUCAAACUUUAAUAGACAAUGUCGAUCAAUGUCCUCAAAUCUCUAAACAAGUUGAUGGUAAUCAAAUUAUUAAUAAGUCUAAGAAAACAUCACAUAACAUUAGCAAUAUUAUUGACACUGAUAUGAUUGUUGUUAAUGAUAGUGUUAAAGAAAUUGAACAAUCGAUUAAUUCUAUUGAUACCGAAAUUAAACAACCAGAACAAUUUAUAGAAGAAGAAAAUGUUUUUCAAGAAAAAAGAUCAUCUGUUGUAAAUGUAGAUUGUCCAAAAGUUUUUAAUAGUAAACAUAGUUUAAAUAAUAUAUUGCAAAAAUUAGAUGAUGUUAAAGAAAUAUCGGAAUGUCCCAACUCUUCUAAUGUUGAUUUAGAAAUAGACAAAAUUGAAACGGUGAAAUCUGAGGUUGAAAUAAAAGAAGAAUUAAAUUUAAAGAGUAAGGAUAUUUCAAAAGAUCUAACUGUUUUAAAAGAAGAUAAAGUAAUAGAAAAUGAAAAAGAUAUUUCACCUAUAAUUUCAAGUAUACCAGAAAAUCAAAAAGAUGUCAUUGAUACAUUUAAUAAAGUAACAAAAAGUGAUAGGGGUUAUGAGCUAUCGACAAUUUCUACAGAGCAAUGUAAAAAAGAUGAAAUAAAACAGGGUGUUUUAAAUGUAAAUUUUGUUGAAACUAUACAAAACAAAGUUUUAAAAGAGAAGCACAAAUUAUUUAAAAUUGUAGAUGAUACUGAUACUAAUGUUCAUAAUGAAGAAAAAUUAAAUUUGGAAGAAUCGCAAAGUGCUCCAUGUAAGAAAGACAAUUUUGGGCAUGAUUCAUCUGAACUAGAUAGUACAUUAAAAAUGGAACCCUUUAUGGAGAUUAAUGAAGAUGCUGUUGAAAUUUUACAUGGUGAUAAAAAUGUCAAUGAAUCAAUUAAAAUUAAUAAGAGUCCAGAAAAUAUAGAAAAAGAAACUUAUUUUGAUAAAGAAAUAAUAAAUCAAAAUCUUAAAAUAGAAAUGAAAUCCAAAGAUGACGAGGAAGAUAUAUUAAAAUCUUCUGAUGAGAAAAUUGCUACUUCUUCUGUUCAUGAGGGUACAUAUGAAAAUGCUGAUGAAACUAAGGAAGAAGUAUUUAAUAAAAGUUUGAAAGAAGAGUUUGAUGAUAGCGUAGUUGUAGAUCAAACUUUAGAAGAAGAUAAUAAAAGUGAUGAAGAAGAAGUUGCCGAAGAAACACCAAAAAAGAAAGGUAGACCUGGACGGAAAAAGGGAAAAAGAGGAAGAGCUAAAAAAAUUACCACAGUCAAUCAAGAAAAUAAAAGCAUUACAGAAGAAAAAGUUAAACGACCAUACAAACCUCGUCAAAAGAAAGUUGUCACUAUAUCAGAAGAAGUGACAGUGUUCCCUGAGCCAGCUGGUGAUGACAAUGUACGUAGAUCAAGGCGUAUUGCUGAAAUAAAAAUAAAAGAACAAUUUAUUCCUGCUACACAAUAUGAUGAUAUUGAUAUACCAUUAAAAAGUCCAAAGAAAAAAGAUAAAGGUGGAAAAAAGGGGUCAACACCUUCCAAAAAAUUGGAAAAUGCAGAAGAAUCUGAUGAUGAAGAUGAAGAAGAUCCUAUUUCUAAAAAGUUCAAAAAAAAAAGAAGGAAAGGAAAGUCUGAUUCUUUGAAAAAAAUAAAUAUGGUAAAUCCUUGGAAUGUUGAUUCUGAAUCUAGUUCUUCUGAAAACAAUCUAGAAUUAUUUGAAGACUAUGAUCAUGAAGAAGAGGAAGAAAUUCCUAGACCGGGAAUUGAACCUAACAUUUCAGACCAUGAGUUUUCCCCUGAAUCAGAUAUUAAUGACGAAGAUGAAGAGUAUUUGCCUGAAAAAAGAGCGCGAACUGCUCAUAAAAAAGAUGAAGGAGAACCCUUAAAAGAUGACAUGUGUCAAAAAUGUAACAAAAGUGAUCAACCUGAAUGGAUUUUGUUAUGUGAUACCUGCAAUCAAGGAUGGCAUGCAUCUUGUCUCCGCCCUCCACUUAUGGUGAUUCCUGAUGGUGACUGGUACUGUCCACCAUGUCGUCAUCAAGCUUUGUUGAAUGCAUUAAAAGAAACUUUAAAAAAAUAUGAUGGAGAAUCUAAAAAACGAGAAAAUGAAGAAUUGAGACGUAAACGGUUGGCCUAUGUUGGAAUAAGUCUUCAAAAUGUUAUAUCAUCAAAAACGGAAGAAGUUAAAUCUGAAAAAUCACCUGUAGUACAUCAGUCUUCUGAAGAUGAAGAAGAAGAAUCAGAAUCAGAAGAUUAUGAUUCAGAACCAUUAUAUACUUUAAGAGCUAGGCGACAAGCUAAUGUCAGCUACCGUUUUAAUGAUUAUGAUGACAUGAUCAAUGAAGCAAUUUUAGAAGAGACUGGUGUUGAUGAAUCUGCAGCAAAAAAAUCAGCUGAAAUAAAAACAGAUAAAAAUGAUAAUGACGAAAAGAAUGACUCUGAUAACAAUGAAAACGAUAAUGAUAGAGAGGAUUCACCUAUUGCACCUGCUCUGUUACAUUUAAGAGGGCGAAAAAAAUCAAAAAAGCUCACAAAUCUAGAUAUUAGUUCAGACGAUGGUUCAGAUGAAGAUUUUAAAGGGCCUUCAGAUGGGGACGAUGAUUAUGAGGAAGAUUUAAGUGAGUAUAGCGAUGAUUCUGUUAAAAGACGGCCACAACCAACAAGACGAUCUGUGCGAAAUCGUAAAAAUGUUGUUGAUCCCGACUUUAUUAAUGAUGAUUCAAGUGAAGAGAGUGAUCAACGUUCUAAAAAAAAAAGGUCAAGACCUUGGUCAGAUUCAUCAAAUAGUGAAGAAGAAGACUUAACAUGGGGAAAAAAGAAAAAGAAACGUAGUAAUACGUACCCUUCUUCGUCAUUAUCAUCCAAACCAGCUGCCAAAGGAUCUAAAAGAAAACGUGGUGAAAAUGAUGGUGCUCGAAAAUUUAAAAAAUCUACGAUCAAGUUUGGUAUGAAUUCAGAUUCAGACUCAGACGACCAACCCAAAAGAAGAACAAGAGGACGACAGAUAACUUACGCUGAAUCCGACGAUUCAGAAGAGGAAGUCCAAACCAAAAAGCGUAAAGUAGCAAGUGAUGAAGAAGACGAAUACGUCUUGAACGAUGAAGAACUAGAAGUUGAGAACGAAGACCAUACCUUGGAAGUGGAAGAAGACGACGCGGUGGCCAGUAACGAUGAAAAGGACGAUGAUGAUAUUGGUGAAGAUGAAGUUGUAGAAGAGGAAGAAGAGGAUGAGGAUGAAGAGGAAAAAGUUGACCCAAAAUUGGAAAUAUCCUCACCAGCUCCAUCUUCAAGUCACAUCGCACAUCAAACUGUCACAAAACUUCCGCCUCCACCUAUUGGUGUACAAUCGGUGAUCAGGGAACCGGUAUCAUCAUCAUCAUCUGAUCCGGUGGUCGCUGAACCACAUACAAACCUUCGAUUCUUGCCACCAGUUGCUGUCCAGCGACUAGACAAACAAGAUUCGUCGUCAGUUAUAGACCCAGGACAUGGAUCUCCAGACAAGCGCAAGCGGCCCCAGCAUCAGCAAAAAAAGUGUCCAUCACCCAACCCUUUGGUGGACUAUGGGGGAGGUGCAGGAUAUCCUUAUGCACCAGAUGCCACUAAAGUAACAGUAUCUGUUCCACCAUCACCCACAUAUAAUAGACCACCUGUGGCCGUGUCUGCAGCUGCAGGGGUGUUCAAGACAGUGGUACCGCGAACUGCUGGUGAUAUGAGUUUUUCUGUAAUGCCUGCCCCAUAUCGGACAGCGGCCAAUAAAAUUACUGGGCCAGCCGCUUACCUUACACCACCACCUCAAGUACAACAAAUAUAUCAGGCACCAACAUCUACCCCACCUCCACCUCAGCCUCAGCAGUCAUCGACUAGUUAUUCACCAUAUCCAAUUGAUUACGCUGGAACCGGAGCAUCGCUUCCACCCCCACCACCCUUGAUUCCAUACCGAAAUGUGGUCGUAGCUCCGCCACUGCAUGAACAUACUCUGCUGCCCAGUACAGCACAUCAGCAGCAGCAAUCAACCACGGCAGGUGGGGACAGUGAAUUUGGCGGGCUCGUUUCAUAUUUUUCCAGUCAACAAGAAGACGAUUUUGACACAUGAUGAUCUCGUCCAUCACCGCCACAUUAUUACUAUUAUUAUUAUUAUUAUUAUUGUAAUUAUUUCUAUUCCUUUUUUUCUGUUUGUUCCCUCUAUCCCACCACAACAUAACGUAUCUUACUGUUCUGUUCUAGUUUUAGAAACACGACUGCUUACAGUUUAUUUUUAUUAUUCAUUUGGAAUUAUUUUAUUUUUAUUUCACCAUAACGUAGAAUUUUGCUUUUGAGUCAAGAUAAAUAAUUCUUAAAUCAAUUAAUUGGUUGUGUGCGCAACUUUUUUAUUGUCAAUAAUAGAGUAAGCCAACCACUGUAAUUGACUUACCUUAUUACUGACAUUAAAAACACACAUAUUGACAUUAAAUUACUAAUAAUUAUAAUCAUCAUAAUCAAAAUCUAUCAUCAUUAGUCUUUAUUCCAUGUUAAAAUACGUAUCAAGAAGAAACCCAAAGAUUAUUCACUAUAAACCAUCAACAUGGCUAGCUCUUUCUAUUAUUUAUUACUAAAUCUAACUUUAUCUUGUAUUUUCAAUGGUAAUUAAAAAACAAAUUAUUACCUUACGUAUUUAAUGAGGCCAUAAAAUGAAUGUAUAACUGAUAAGAGCUCUUAAUGUUAAAAAUGAAGAUCUGAAUGUAUAUUAUAACGAACAAUUUAUUUUGUACCAAUUUUGUUUAAGUUAAAUAUUUGAUAAUAUGUUUUUAUUUUUGAACAAUAUUUACUUAAAUUACCAAAACGCGUUUUAUUGCUACGCUAUUAUUCUCAUAUUGAAAAACUAAAUUUAUUUAAUAUUUGAAUUGCCCCACCACUGUGGUUAUCACUCACAUUGGAAAAAAAAUCACAGUGAAAAACCUGUGUGUAAUAUUUAAUGUACAAAUUUAAAAAUAAUUAUUGAAGUUUAAGUUGUAGUGAAAAUAUUCUGAUUUUUUAUGUUUGUCAAUAUCUAGAAUGUUAUUUGUACGAAAAUUGUACAAUUUUACUUUCAUAAUUUUAAUACAUUAUAGAUUUUUAUU
Messenger RNA from Melanaphis sacchari, 7503 nucleotides. Its product is annotated as remodeling and spacing factor 1. Gene Ontology annotation, biological process: regulation of DNA-templated transcription. Lineage: Eukaryota; Metazoa; Arthropoda; Insecta; Hemiptera; Aphididae. Bases 129 to 6500 code for a protein of 2123 amino acids. The transcript is spliced from 18 exons. The record is from RefSeq and is a predicted model, not a curated record. Gene Ontology annotation, cellular component: RSF complex.